UUACAACCAGUCAGUCACGCGCGCACCUGUUGAAGAGUCAGUCACGGGGACAGCACCGCGCUAUAUACCCCAGGAGGCCCGCGCGCGACACGUGCUCUCACACACCGCGCGCUACACUUGUGCGCUAACACCACGCCACGAGCUUGCUAGCUAGCUGCUGGUGGUGGUGGUGUUGUAACUUUUCUAUUUACCGACAAUGUUACCUGGACUGUGCAGUGAGGACUCCCGAACGGGGGUCACGGGACGCUAUGUGUUCGGUUCCCUGCGCGUCCACGACAACUCUGCCACCCCGUAUUCUGACGCCACACAGACAAAGAAGCACCCACCUAACCACGUGAAGCGGCCCAUGAACGCCUUCAUGGUGUGGUCACAGCUGGAGCGCCGGCUCAUAGUCUCCCAGACGCCUGAUAUGCAUAACGCAGAGAUUUCCAAACAGCUGGGGCGCCGCUGGAAGCUCCUGACGGAGGAGCAGCGGAAACCUUACCGGGAAGAGGCCCAGCGGCUCAAGAUCCUCCAUCGUCUGGAAUACCCAGACUACAAGUACCGCCCGAGGAAGAAGAACUCGCGGAGUUGCCAGCCGCCCUCGCUCUCAUCAGCUGGGAGAAGCGGCGAUGCCCUGAGGGGCGUGGCGGCUGGCGGCGGUGGGCGGGUCUGUAAAUCGAGGUCUUCGGCGACUUCUCAUUCGCUUCCAGCCAACGCCGUCACUGUCAGUAAGAUGAGAGAAUGUCUUCUUGGUUCCAGUCUUAGAAAUCUGGCAAGGAUAGGUACUCCUGAGAGGUCUCCCGCAGCCCCACAGGAAGACCAAACUGGUCUGCCACUCCACAACACCCAACAGCCUUCCAGCCCUCACGACUUUCCGGACUCUCCAGAGAGUGCCAGCACCUUCGAAGAACGUUCCUCGCACGUCUUCAGCUGGGAUGCGAAGUUCGAACAUUCUUCCAGUCAGUUAUGCCUCCAAAUUGGGGCAGCUGAAGUAGCAUUCUCUUGGCCGGAUGAUCUUUUGAGCGCUUCUGUUGUAACUAAAGAAGUCUGUGAACCGAUUUCAGAAGAUCCACCAACUCUUGCCGAUUUAGAUAAUAUUGGAAUGAAGGAUUUGGUACCGCUGUCACCGGAUCUUUCCUUCGAUUUCCAUAAUCUGAGCUCGGACAUCGACCUGUGGGCGAACACUGACUGCGAGGCGCCAGAGCUCUCUACACAGCGAGAGUUGGCCACACCGCCGACACCAUCGGGCUUCGGCGGAUACGACGGAUCUCAACCAGCCUGGGACGACGGCAUCGAUUCUUUAGUUGAAAGUUUACAGAUUUCUUACCAACCUCUUCAGAUAGAAAAUUUAUCUCCGGCCUCGUCGUCGGCUUGGCUUCGUCCUGCUCUAGAGGCAUCUUACUCCCUGGGAGACCCGACAAGAUGAGCGUCGUCUCCCUGUUAUUUGCUCACACUUUUGCUCUUUGGCGAGCUGGACUCUGCCGCUUCACCGACCCUCCGAGCACUUACGGUACACUGUAACAAAACCAUUGGAUCACCGGCUCAACGAACUGCGUGAGGAAGCACGGAGGACGAGCAUCACCGGAUGAUAAUGAUCUCAAACUUUGACCAAACUCUUGAAAAUAUGUGAUUUACGUCUUCACGCAGCAAUAUUUUCCUUCUGGACAAAGAAGAAAGACGUAUUUCUUCCGUCGUGUUGGUCCAGCAGUCGAAUACUGUUUGUGAGCACGCCUCAGUCUCCCUCUCUCUCCUCCCUAGAGCAGCGACGUCCUCAGGGUGUUCCAGCAUGCCGGCCACUCGUUCUCAAAACUGCUGUGAUAAAAUGUGGAAUUCUAGUCUUUCCACUGGGUGCAGUACUCUGCUCUUGGUGUACCUGUGGAGCAAGACGCUCUUGGUGGAAGAUGGGUGCGGAGUUGUCAGUCAACCUUGUGAGGAGGAACACGUCACUUGUUAUAUUAAGAUGGUUCCCCUCAACAGAUAUUAAAACCUAGCUGAUCUAAUCACUAAGCUAAGCUAAGCUUUCCUGAUCUAACAAACCUAACCUUCCUGAUAUAACCCUACCCAACCAAAUCUACCUGAUCUAACUACAAGCUAACCUAACCUAUCCCAGCAAAACCUAUCCUAACUUUGCCAAUUCUAGUGAUUCACAUAGAAGUUCCUAAAUUAGAAAAAAAACUGGAAAACAAAAUCCCAUGUGUAGGAUUUAAACCGCAUUUCCAUCUGAGGUCUGACUGUCAACACAAUCUGAUUUCAGAGACGAAAGAACUAUACCAUAAGUAAGAUGGUGUCAAUCUGAGUGUCACAAAGGAUCCAAAGAUACUCAGGUAACCACAGGUGAGCAAGAAUGUGCACUACCCGAAAAUUUUGUAUGCCUUUAAUGUUGUUUUAAAUUGAUAUUGAACAGGUUUUCAAUGCGUGCUCAACUCUGAACGACCAAAUGUUUUUUUGUUCACUUUGCGUAAUGUACUGCAGAGCGAGCAUGUUGAACCCGCUUAUGUGUUGUGAGUUUGAUAACAAUUGUCAUGAAAGAGUAUUUUGCUGCCGUGUGUAAAUAACAUUAGAGAUGCCUUAGGAUCAACCACGCUAUGGAAAAAAAAUAAACGUGAAAUGACCCAAUAUUUGGCUGGAAACAAAGUUGAAGCGCUCCACCAAAUUUUGACAAACCCCAAAAACGUAAAACACACACACACACACAGUUAGGGUAGGGUUAGUUGGGAGGGCGCCUGGUGGCUGAGUGGACGGGACGCUGGAUACCUAGUCCUGUGGACCGGGGUGCGACACCUGGCUCAGACGG
Molecule: messenger RNA, 2776 nt
Organism: Procambarus clarkii (red swamp crayfish)
Lineage: Eukaryota; Metazoa; Arthropoda; Malacostraca; Decapoda; Cambaridae
Biological process (GO): cell differentiation; regulation of DNA-templated transcription; anatomical structure morphogenesis
Molecular function (GO): DNA-binding transcription factor activity, RNA polymerase II-specific; RNA polymerase II cis-regulatory region sequence-specific DNA binding
Source: RefSeq, a predicted model, not a curated record